GCUAGCAAUAUCUCGUACGCAGGAGUGAGCCAGAGCUCUAUCGUGGACGGAAAACUAACAGUAGCGCUGGCGUUCAGGAUGGUUAUCCGGACCGUACUUAAGGCGGCAUUGCGCUCAAGACUGGCUCGACCCAUACCCCUCAGCAACGAGUUCCGAAGCCAGUAGGAUCAACAUACCAUCUUCGCCGACAGACACCAUGGCUGAACACAGCAUCCUGAUCACCGCUGCCGGUGGUCACAUCGGCUCGCAAUUGGUCCCUCAGCUACUCGACGGCGGCUCGGUGAAGCUCGUCCUCCCAACCUCCAACGCAGAACGCUUGUCGAAAGGUCUACCCUCAAGUGCAACCGAUGACAACGUCGCAGUGGAAGAAGGCCGCAUCCAAGACCCGCAAUGGAUCCAGACGCUCUUCGAGAAGCACAAUGUUGGUUCCGUCUUCCUCUGCUUGACGGGCCAGGAUGAGCUGUUCACUACGCUCAACAUCUUCGACGCUAUGCAACGCGCUGGUACCGUUAAGACGCUCGUCUACCUCUCCGCGUGUGGCGACUUUAUCUCGAAUGAAGGCCUUCCUUUUGUGAUGCGCGUGUGCUCGGCUGGCCAUGUCCUGGUAAAGCCGCUCAUUGAGCAGAAACUCGCGCACGCCGGCUUUCCGUGGAAGACUGUUGUCAUCGGACCAACCUUGUUUAUGUCGAACGAUGAGCGGUCCAGAGGGUCUUUGAUGAAGGAGGGCUAUUUCGAUGAGCCGCUUGGUGAAGUCGGCGUCAGUCGGGUCAAUACCUCGGACAUUGCACUUGGCGUUCGUGACGCCAUCCUCAAUCCAGAGAAAUGGGCUGGGAAGAAGAUCAUGAUCGGCUCGCUUCGCAGAUACACGGGUGCCGAGAUCUGCGAGCUAUGGGGCCAGACUCUUGGUCGUGACGUGAGAAUCUGUGGCAGUGAUGAGAAGUCCAUGCUCGACUUUGAGAACCGUCUUGAGGUUAAGGUUAGUGGUGGCAAGACGGACGUGGUCACGGGUUGGGGCAGAGACCUGAGGCUGAUGUACGAAGUGUUCGCCAAGGUUGGCUUCGGCAUGAACGAGGAGGAGUACAAGGAGCAGGUGGAGUUGCUGGGCCAGGAGCCGGUCAACUACGAGGAGUGGGUGACGAAGACGGGGAGUAGCUGGAAGUCUGGCUAAGUAGGGAUGCUCACUGCAGACGGACGUUGACACUUCCCUAUUCCUCUCGAUCAUA
This is a messenger RNA of Baudoinia panamericana UAMH 10762, 1223 nucleotides long. RefSeq lists its product as uncharacterized. The transcript has 2 exons. The coding region runs from base 197 to 1168 and encodes 323 amino acids. NCBI's taxonomy places the organism in Eukaryota, Fungi, Ascomycota, Dothideomycetes, Mycosphaerellales, Teratosphaeriaceae. The record is from RefSeq and is a predicted model, not a curated record.